Haemonchus placei is the source of this 738-nucleotide messenger RNA. Lineage: Eukaryota; Metazoa; Nematoda; Chromadorea; Rhabditida; Trichostrongylidae. The record is from the annotation of a GenBank genome assembly.
CAUCCCAUAGAUUAUCAAGCGACACUGUCAGGCUCUAGACUAUUCGAACUUUUAGAAAAUUUUAGAAAAAAACUGGAGAGCUUUCUUUCAAAUCGUGCGAUCCUUCCCAGUUUAUACCUUAGACAUUCUUUGGCAAGGGCUGCGAAUCCAGAUUCGUAUAAAACAGUGAUGUGUCAGGCUUGGCUCGAAUCGAAAAUGUGCGCUUUUGGCGAGAAUUGUCGAUUCGCCCAUGGUGAAGCUGAACUUCGACCUGUAAGGUCGGUGCCAUGUCAAAUCAACAAGUAUAAGACGAAGCUCUGUGAUAAAUACACCACGACAGGCUUAUGUCCUUAUGGUGAUCGCUGUUUGUUCAUUCACCCAGAUCAUGGGACCAACGCUUACAUCAGACCUGACAAGCUAGUCGAGGUAAGUGUUGGUCAAUUGCCCGGGCAACCAAAUCCAGUGUUAGCGCACAUCCUUCCACCACCAUCGGUUCCUCUCUUUCCACCACGUACCACUACCAAUAGUGUAACAGCAGCAUGCGGUCGAAGUACGAAUUUUGGCGGUGGCGGUAGCGGUGUAUUUGGCCCUAAUGGGCAGGCUCGAACACAACUGCGCCCACAUCCGAGUUGGCCGCUGGAACCAUCGACCUUCUUCAAAGAGAAGACAGACGAAUUCCGCACGCCGAGUCCGGACGACGCAGCUACACUCGCGAGCGGCAAAGGUGAGCGACUUUUUGCGCAGCCAUUUUUUGAAUAG